AUGUGUUCAACCAGCAGGAGUUUUGCCGCUGAGGAGCUGAUACCGACCUCCUCUCACUAUACUCUGAGGGGACUCAGACCUUUCGUGACGGUCAGACUACGGCUGGUGCUGGCCAACCCUGAGGGCAGCAAGGAGAGCGAGGAGAUCGUCAAGCAGACGGAGGAAGACGUUCCUGGCCCCAUUCCUAUGGAGUCCAUCCAGACAGGCCCAUACGAGGAGAAGAUCUUCAUGCAAUGGAAGGCCCCGAAUGAAACUAAUGGAGUCAUUACACUCUAUGAGAUCACCUAUAAGGCUCUUGGUUCCCUGGACCCCAGCGCAGAUUUGACAACACAACGUGGCCAGGUUUUCAAACUCCCAAAUGAGACCCAUCAUCUCUUCGUAGGGUUGUAUCCUGGCACCACAUACUACUUUACUCUGAAAGCCAGCACAAACAAAGGCUUCGGCCCACCCGUGACCACCCGUAUCGCCACCAAAAUUGCAGCUCCAUCCAUGCCUGAAUAUGAGACAGAGUCUCCUCUCAAUGAGACGGACACGACAAUCACCGUCCUCCUAAAACCUGCCCAAUCACGAGGGGCUCCUGUCAGUGCUUAUCAAGUGGUGGUUCAAGAGGAACGAAAGCAGAAAGUUCGCCGAGCCACUGAUGUGCUGGAGUGUUUCUCCAUUCCUGUUAGCUUCAGAAAUGCCUCUAUCUUGAAUUCACCUCACUAUUUUGCGGCUGAACUCCCCCCUGUGAGCCUUGCUGUAGUACAGCCCUUUACUAUAGGAGACAACAAGACUUAUAAUGGCUACUGGAACGCACCAUUGUCACCAGCCAAAAGCUACAGCAUUUACUUUCAGGCCUUGAGCAAAGCCAAUGGGGUGAGUAUUUCAUUUACUGUUUAUUUCAUAUACCAAUUUAAUGUUCUGCUAACGGUUGACACUUAA
Messenger RNA from Carassius auratus (goldfish), 924 nucleotides. RefSeq names its product receptor-type tyrosine-protein phosphatase T-like. The record is from RefSeq and is a predicted model, not a curated record. The coding region runs from base 1 to 924 and encodes 307 amino acids. Gene Ontology annotation, molecular function: protein binding. Lineage: Eukaryota; Metazoa; Chordata; Actinopteri; Cypriniformes; Cyprinidae. The transcript is spliced from 5 exons.